Penicillium crustosum is the source of this 2436-nucleotide messenger RNA. RefSeq lists its product as uncharacterized. NCBI's taxonomy places the organism in Eukaryota, Fungi, Ascomycota, Eurotiomycetes, Eurotiales, Aspergillaceae. The coding region runs from base 1 to 2436 and encodes 811 amino acids. The record is from RefSeq and is a predicted model, not a curated record. The transcript has 4 exons.
AUGUCUGGGCUCGAGGUUCUUGGGAUCGUCGCCAGCAUACUACAGAUCGCAUGCCUUGGUGAUAAAUUAUCUGUCAAGCUUUGUACAUUUCACCGCACUGUGAAGGUCGCAAACCAAUCUAUGCAAGAUCUUUCCUGCGACCUCGCCAAAGCCCUCGAACAGGACGACCAGGCAAAGCUUUGCUCGGAGCAGGCCUUUCGCAUAGCACAAGAAGUCUUACGGGAAUGCAAAGCAGUUAACCGUUGCACUGCUUGGGCCGAAGUUGGAUCUCCUCAAGAGCAAUUUGGAGAGGCUCAAGUCGACCAUGUUGCUGAUGUUACAUGUUAUCAUGUACGCGGGGGAGCUUCACAAAGGAAAGUAAAAUCUACUCUCACUGACCAAAGAAACCUAAUUCACAUACUUCUCGAAGAGAAGAAAGCGAACAUUGCCAAAUUCGAUCAGCUCAGCAGCUCUAUCCAAGCAUUUAGUAUCUGUAAUGAUGAUGGGUCUCACCAGGAGUCAUCCAGGAGCUUGAGCACCGAGAAACCGCUGCCCCCUCUUUCAACAGAACUAAGGAAGUAUCACACACUCGUUCAAAGGUUACUCCAUGAAAUCGACGCAUACCAAUAUAGCCUGGAACAGAGUCGACAUAUUAGAAUCCGGAAUGGUGUUGUAAACGUACAUUCAGUAGAUGCUGCUCUAUUCCAAUAUACUCAUGGCCACACAGCGACCCAAAUCUUUGAUAACCCAUUCUUCAAAUUCAGGGACGCUUAUUUUCCUGCCCCUGUAACCACUCGAGAACAAUCGGUACCUACUCGUGAAGCCCAGCAUGCUCAUGUCAGCCCUCGGGAAUCUGAGUAUGAUGUUGUUCGCCAUUCUAACACCGAAGAGGACCCAUACUACUACCAUCGCCACAGUCGAGUCCACGAAUACGACUUUUCUUCCCGGCGUAGACUAGAUCCUGAUGGUUCCAUCUCCCGGGCCAGUCAUCGUGGCGGUAAUCAAGACCAUGAUUUCAGCAGCGAUGACAAUACAGUCUACACCCCGAAGGAAACCCACGACUAUGAAGACUGUCCUCACCAUCGCCGUCAUCUCGUAGAGGGUGAAUUGGUGGGUGCUGGCGCCGCUGAAUUGUUCCGCAGCCACAGCAAGAAAAGCCGUGGAGAAGUUAACCAUGGCGCCAGCCGUAUCAGUAAGACUUUUGGUGCCGGUGGGCUUGGUGCAGUCGCCGUGAAUCCUGCAUCGCGUGCUCGGGGCUACUACCACCGUAGCAAGAGCCGCCACCGUGCUCAUUCUUUUGAAGAUGACUGUUCUUCUCAUCGCCACAGCAUACAUGGCCGGAGUCGUCGCAGUCGCAGUCGCUCUCAUUCGCACUCUCGUGCACAGAUUCUUCUAGAGCUAGGAGUUGGUGCUGCUGCCGUGGCUGCUGGUGUGGCUUCAUUGCGAGCUGGAGACCGUCAAGGCCGAUCUCGCACUCGCUCCCGUUCUCGGGUUAUUCGUCGAGGUCGAUCGGCGAAGGAUGAAGAACAGGGUGAACGGUCUCGCUCCACAAGUCGACCCAAACAGGCUCUUCCAAUCGUUAAUGCCGGAGCUGCUACUGCUGCCGCCACGGGCCUCCACGAAAAUGGUAAACUCCAGGAAGAUGAGAGGGAUGGCACAAGCCGCGCCCAACACCGCUCAAGGCCUCGCUGUGCCGCUCCAUCACAGUUUUACCCCGAUCUAUCCCGCGACUUAAACGGCCUGGUCGAAUACGGGGUCGACCCCGUCACAGGUAGCAUUCCCGAUGAGCACUACUACCGGCAGCUAUCCAGUCCUAGCGCGCCCUAUGACUCAUCCGAUACCUACAGUAGACGCUCAACGCGCAGCCGCACCCGCAGCCGCAGCCACAGAGAUCGCUACAGCAGCUCACCGGGCUCAGAUCACGAAGACCGGCGGCGGCACAGAAGCAAGAAACAUCGCAGCCGCUCACGAGAAAUCUCCGCAGUCCUUGGAGUUAUAGGCCUAGGCUAUGCCGCACAGUACUCUCAGCACAAAUAUUGCAGAAAGCCCGAGGAGCGUGAAUGGUCUAGAAACAAAGAGAGAAAACAAGAAGUGAGCAUCAAGCGGUUCCAAUCUUGCUCUGAUAAUGAUGAUGCACCCUGUGGCCGCACUCGCACUUGUUUAAAUCAAAAUUUGAUCAGUCAUGCAGUAUCUGAUGCAGAGAAGACUGCAAGACAAGAUGGACAAUCGGAAGAAGAAGGCUCGAGUUAUAAAUAUCGUCGAAUGAACUCUCCUUGCCGUAAAUUGGAAAAAAGCGCAGAAUAUGACAAGGUCAACGAAUCCACCACCCUGACGCCCAAGACUGCAAAGAACGACCUAUCACUGCCCUCAGCUAUUGACGAGGUAAUGGAAGAGACAUUGGAAGGUUUAGUUUUACAAUGGACAAAUCUGACACGAGAAAAGAUUGAGAUUGAAUAG